This is a messenger RNA of Macrobrachium nipponense, 933 nucleotides long. RefSeq names its product cilia- and flagella-associated protein 58-like. NCBI's taxonomy places the organism in Eukaryota, Metazoa, Arthropoda, Malacostraca, Decapoda, Palaemonidae. The record is from RefSeq and is a predicted model, not a curated record. Bases 1 to 933 code for a protein of 310 amino acids. The transcript has a single exon.
AUGCGUGAGAAGCUGGAUAGACUGGCCAGGCAGAAUGAAACGCUGGAGAAGGAACGAAAGGACCAUCUGAUUUUGAAUCAGGAAUUGCAAGUCCAAGAUGAGAUGGAAUGGCAAAUCAACAAAUCGAAAGAUGAGGUAGGAGAGCUUAAUAAGAAAGAUAUAGAAAAGAAGGACGAUAAUGAUCAGCUUUCGAUUGAAAAAACUGUCCAUACUCCGAAGGACAAAGUCGGAUGUGUAGAGAAAGACAGUAAGAACAUGGGUGAAAAAUCCCAAGAACAGGGUCCUUCUGAUGCCGCUGAACUGCAGCGGAUCAUAGAUAAACAAGCUGAUCAAAUCCAACGUCUGAGGAAGAAGGUCCUGGAGAUGGAAGAGGAGAGACGACAGUGUGAGGCCGAUUUCCAGGGUUGGGAAAGAACAGCCUACACGGUCGGGAAGGAGAACUCGGAGUUGAAGGUCAUCUUGGAGGACCUCAGUCGAAAAAAGCGACUUUUCGAAGAAGGUAAUAAGGACCUAAAAGAAGAAGUCAAAGAGCUCAAGAGAAAACUAGACGAAAACAGAAUGAACGUAAUGAAGAAGGAAAAAGAGAUCAGGUCCACUUUAGAGGAAAUUAAGAAUAUUAGGAGACAGCUUACUGAAGAAUUGACAGUCUGCAAUCAGAUAAGGAAUGAAAAGGAGUUGAUGGCCCUCCACAUUAAAAAACUUGAAUGCGAGAAUGCAGAUUAUAUGAAAGACGUGGCCUAUUUUAAGGAAUGGUUUGAGAAGGACUACACAGAUCACUGUGAGGAUGUGGAAAUUUGCCUGGAAAAGUUCUUGGAAGUUUCAGACAGGCAGCAGUUGCUCCUGAAGGAGAAAUUACAAAUAAUGAGAAAGACAAGAGACUCCGAUGAAGUGGAAGUUAACGAAUGGCGAGUCUCCCCAAACUCGUCAGACUGA